ACUGAUGACGUGGUCGAUUCAAUCUGUUUCUCUGCUGGUGUUCAUUGUGGCCUGUUUAUUAAAACAGCGCUCCAAGUCAUGUCUAACACCGAGAAGGUUCUCAUCACUGAGACGGAUGGAUCCACAGCGCUCAAGAACGCCACCUUCACAGACCCCUACGAAAAUGCUGUCAGAUACAUGGAGAAACACAACAUAUUACAGAUGUUUCAGGAAAUAGCUGAGAAGCUGGUGUUCGACCGACCAAGAGACCCACUGCAGGCCAUGCUGGAACAGGUUCAAAGGAAGAUCAAGGACCGGGAGGAGUCAAGGAAAUCUGAAUGAAAAGGAGGUUUUGAAAAAUCGAAAUAAAUGAAAACAAUAAGCAA
This is a messenger RNA of Clupea harengus (Atlantic herring), 365 nucleotides long. It is a transcript of the gene tex55, whose product is annotated as testis-specific expressed protein 55-like. The transcript has 5 exons. The record is from RefSeq and is a predicted model, not a curated record. Lineage: Eukaryota; Metazoa; Chordata; Actinopteri; Clupeiformes; Clupeidae. The coding region runs from base 79 to 321 and encodes 80 amino acids.